This is a messenger RNA of Staurois parvus, 579 nucleotides long. The record is from the annotation of a GenBank genome assembly. Lineage: Eukaryota; Metazoa; Chordata; Amphibia; Anura; Ranidae.
CAACAGGCAUAUACAUUAUAUUGCCAAAAGUAUUUUCCCCGCCUUCCCAAUCAUGUGAUUCAGGUGCUCCAAUCCCCUCCAUGGACACAUGUAUAUACAAUCAAGCCCCUAUGCAUGCAGGCGGCUUCUACAAACAUUGGUGAAAGAAUGGGUCGCUCUCAGGAGCUCAGUGACUCCAAGCGUGGUCCCGUGAUAGGUGGCCACCUGGGCAAUAAGUCCAUCCGUGACAUUUCCUGGCUACUAAAUAUUCCACGCUCAACUGUUAGUGGGAUUAUAACAAAGUGGAAGCAACUGGGAACAACAGCCACUCAGCCACCAAGUGGUAGGCCACGUCACAUGACAGGGCGGGGUCAGCGCAUGCUGAAGCGCACAGUGCGCAGAAGUCACCAACUGUCUGCAGAGUCAAUAGCUAAAGACCUCCAAACUUGGUGUGGCCUUCAGAUGAGUCCAACAACAGUGCGUAGAGAGCUUCAUGGAAUGGGUUUCCAUGGCCGAGCAGCUGCAUCCAAGCCUUCCAUCACCAAGUGCAAUGCAAAGCGUCGGAUGCCGUGGUGUAAAGCACGCCGCCACUGGACUCUA